AUGAAGCACAAUCUUCACCGCGUGAAGCUCAUCCACAACCCCAAGUACCAGCACUCAGGUCUCAAGUCCUACGUCUAUCUUCUCAGAAAAUACAACUUCGCUCCUACUCUCGAGGGACCUUACUUUGUCUCAAACAUCGUCGAACAGCUCGGCAAACCCAGUCUGAUGAACAAGUUCGCUACUCACAUCGGAGGACAUGCCAAAGUCAAGAAGCACCAGUUGAUGAAGAAGGACGCUACUUCUGGUCAAGAAGGUCAAGUCUCCGCCGCAGACCAGCAGAACGACUCCGAGUAUCUCUGUCAGGUCUCCAUCGGUACGCCUGCCCAAGUCCUGACUUUGGACUUUGACACCGGCUCAUCCGACCUCUGGGUCUGGUCCACCAACCUCUCUCAGGACAUCCAAACUCAGGGCAAGCAGGCUGGUCACACUAUCUUUGAUCCAUCUAAGAGCAGCACCUGGAAAGACUCCCAGGGCAGCACCUGGCAGAUCUCGUACGGAGAUUCGUCCUCGGCAAGCGGUACUGUCGGUACCGAUGUUGUCAAUGUCGGCGGUCUCGCCAUCCAGAACCAGGCUGUUGAGGUCGCCAACCAGAUCUCUGAUCAGUUCGUCCAGAGCACUGGUGAUGGCCUCCUGGGACUGGCCUGGGGCUCGAUCAACACCGUCCAGCCUACACCUGUCGAGACUCCCGUCGAGAACAUGAUCAGCCAGGAUGACAUCCCCAAGGAUUCUGAGCUGUUCACAGCCUACCUGUCUUCGGAGAAGAGUGGUGAAGAGAGCUUCUACACCUUUGGCUUCAUCGACACCUCCGUCACCAACGGCCAGACCAUCAACUACACUCCAGUCGACAACUCUCAGGGCUUCUGGAGCGUUCCAUCUGCAUCUGCCCACGUCAAUGGCAAGCAGAUUAAGCGCAACAACAACACUGCCAUCAUGGACACUGGCACUACCUUGUGCCUGGUCGAUGACAAUCUCGUCAAGGCAGUCUAUGCUGCUAUUCCUGGGGCCAAGUACGACUCAAGCCAGCAAGGCUACACUUUCCCUACCAACACUGCUACUUCUGACCUCCCUGUCGUCACUGUCGCCAUCGGAAAUCACCAGUACACCAUCGGCAAGGAAACCCUCGGCUUCGCUGAUGCUGGAAAUGGCAUGACCUACGGUGGUAUCCAAAGCCGUGGUGACAUGACUUUUGACAUCCUUGGCGAUGUUGUACUUCGUAGCAUCUACGCUGUCUUCGAUCAGGGCAAUCAGAGAUUCGGAGCUGUCCAGCGUACUAGCCCUUCCACACAGUAA
Molecule: messenger RNA, 1290 nt
Organism: Aureobasidium namibiae CBS 147.97
Lineage: Eukaryota; Fungi; Ascomycota; Dothideomycetes; Dothideales; Saccotheciaceae
Product: acid protease
Exons: 3
Coding region: 1-1290 (429 amino acids)
Biological process (GO): proteolysis
Molecular function (GO): aspartic-type endopeptidase activity
Source: RefSeq, a predicted model, not a curated record